This is a messenger RNA of Cajanus cajan (pigeon pea), 2427 nucleotides long. RefSeq names its product phosphatidylinositol/phosphatidylcholine transfer protein SFH8. The record is from RefSeq and is a predicted model, not a curated record. Lineage: Eukaryota; Viridiplantae; Streptophyta; Magnoliopsida; Fabales; Fabaceae.
AGAGAGAGGUAAUGAAAUACUAACAGUAGCAACAGCAGAGAGAGACAGAGCAGUGUCUGACUCUGAGUGAAACAUCCAUUCUCCUCUUCCUCCUCCUCCUCAACCUCUUCCUCGUGAUUCCCGAACAUUCUCUUCUUAAUUCAGCUCCACGCGCGCGCUUCCGCUACUCGCUCCCUCCAUUCCUAGGGUUUCGCUUCUUAAACGCUGAAUGCGGCUUCUCUCCACCGUUCGCGCUUGAUUCAUUCCACCACAAUGUCAGGCCCGCUCGACCGUUUCGCCAGGCCCUGUUUUGAAGGCUUCUCCGGGAGCGACGAGAAGAAGGAGAGGAGAUCUGACUUCGAGAACUCCGAGGACGAGAGGAGGACCAGAAUCGGAUCUCUGAAGAAGAAGGCGCUGAACGCCUCCUCCAAGUUCAAGCAUUCGCUCAAGAAGAAGAGCAGCAGGAGAAAGAGCGAUGGACGCGUUAGCUCUGUUUCCAUUGAAGAUGUUCGCAACUUCGAGGAGCAGCAGGCCGUUGAUGCGUUUCGCCAGGCCUUGGUUAUGGACGAAUUGCUCCCUGAAAAGCACGAUGAUUACCACGUCAUGUUGAGGUUCCUGAAAGCGAGGAAGUUUGAUAUUGAAAGGGCGAAGCAUAUGUGGGCUGAUAUGCUGCAAUGGAGGAAGGAGUUUGGUGCCGACACCAUUAUGGAGGAUUUUGAGUUCAAGGAAUUAAAUGAGGUCGUGAGGUAUUAUCCACAUGGGCAUCAUGGGGUUGAUAAGGAGGGAAGGCCUGUUUACAUUGAGAGGCUUGGGAAGGUAGAUCCGAACAAGCUUAUGCAGGUUACGACCAUGGAUAGAUAUGUAAAAUACCAUGUACAGGAGUUUGAGAAGUCUUUUAAGAUAAAGUUUCCUGCUUGCACAAUUGCCGCCAAAAGGCACAUUGAUUCAAGCACCACGAUUUUAGAUGUUCAAGGCGUGGGCCUUAAGAACUUUACAAAGUCUGCACGGGAUCUCAUUAUGCGAUUACAAAAGAUUGAUGGUGACAAUUACCCUGAGACUCUUUGCCAAAUGUUUAUCAUAAAUGCUGGCCCAGGAUUUAGGUUGCUAUGGAACACUGUCAAGUCUUUUCUUGAUCCCAAAACAACUUCGAAGAUCCAUGUUCUUGGAAACAAGUACCAAAGCAAAUUGCUUGAAGUAAUCGAUGCCAGUGAGUUGCCAGAAUUUCUGGGAGGUACCUGUACCUGUGCAGAUCAGGGAGGUUGCCUCAGAUCUGAUAAAGGGCCCUGGAAAAACCCUGAAAUACUGAAGAUGAUUCUCAGCGGUGAAGCACGGCGGGCAAGGCCAGUAGUAAAAGUUCUAAAUAGUGAAGGGAAGGUUAUUGCAUAUGCCAGACCACAAUACCCAAUGGUAAAAGGCAGUGACACAUCCACAGCUGAAUCAGGGUCUGAAGCUGAAGAUAUAGCUUCUCCAAAAGCGAUGAAGAGCUACUCACACCUGAGGUUGACACCUGUUCGCGAGGAGGCUAAGGUUGUUGGAAAGUCAACCUAUGUUGGUGGUGGUAACUUAGCUGGGUAUGAUGAAUAUGUUCCAAUGGUGGACAAAGCCGUUGAUGCUGCAUGGAAGACACAAGUGUCACUCCAGAGGUCUCAAACAUCAAAAGGAACACCUCCCCUCCCUGACACUCCAAGAGCUCCUGAAGGGAUUCGGGCUCGGAUUUUGGUAGCUCUAACUGUCUUCUUUAUGACACUGUUUACUCUCUUCCGUUCUGCUGUAUGCCGCGUGACCAAGAAACUUCCUGCAGUAUCAUCUAAUAAUUGUCAGGGAACUUCAGAGCCAACUCUUGAUACAACAAACAAUGAGGACAGUCAUCCUCCUUCUCCAACUCCAUCAUACACAGAUGCAAAUCUCCUUUCCUCCAUGAUGAAAAGGUUAGGUGAGCUUGAAGAGAAGGUUGACACCCUCCAAUCUAAGCCAUCUGAGAUGCCUUAUGAGAAAGAGGAAUUGCUAAAUGCUGCUGUAUGUCGGGUGGAUGCUUUGGAAGCAGAGCUAAUUGCAACUAAAAAGGCUCUUUAUGAAGCAUUGAUGAGGCAAGAAGAGUUACUUGCUUACAUUGAUAGUCAAGAAGAAGCUAAGUUACGGCGGAAAAAGUUUUGCUGGUGAGUUUUGUUGCUGAUAGAAAAGGACGAUGGGAGAGAGGGUGUUUCCAAUCAUGGUGCUCCUAGGAGUGUUGACCUUGCACAUGAUGUUGAACUCUGAACACUGAUUUUCAGUUUAAUGAGUAAACUAAAAAUUGUUUCAAACACGUGUAUAGCUAGAAUGACUUAUUUGCUGGAUUAAACACAAGCCUUGUUUUUUGCUCUGGCUACCUUUAUUUGUUGUAUUUGGUGUGAUUGUCUUUGUUAUUGUUAGUGGUUUGAAAAGCGUUCGUUCUUCUGUUCUCAUAACUUA